Molecule: messenger RNA, 912 nt
Organism: Strongylus vulgaris
Lineage: Eukaryota; Metazoa; Nematoda; Chromadorea; Rhabditida; Strongylidae
Source: the annotation of a GenBank genome assembly
AUGGUUCCCUCUCCGAGAAAAACGCGAACAUCUCCUCGAAAGAAAGCUUGGGCUUCUCCAGCUAAAUCUGCAAUAUCGUCCAUUUCUUCAAUUUUUAAUGAAGCUGAUUUCUCCCCUUUGAACUCCUCUUGGGCUGAAAUUACGGCAAAUGAUGAGAGCUUAAAUGAAAGCCUCAAAGAAAAUUUAUCCAAAAGUGAAUCUAGAAGGAAUAGAAAGGCCGUUGCGCCCAAAAAGGUGAACUCUAAACCUAAAUUUGUUCGUUCGUUGGAGCUCACUGAAGAGAUACUCACAAAUAGACGUUCAGAGAGAAUAAAAGAUAAGGUUGAGACAAUACGGGUGGAGAACAGAACUCAUAUUGAAAUCACUUCAACAAAAACUUACGAGUCGCGAAAGCGCCAUCUAAGCAGCGCAUCGUCAGCCACAAUAAAUGAGGACUGUGAUGGAUGUUCCCCUGUAAAGAGAGCCCCUCCAUCCAGUGGACGGCCUGCUCGUAAAAAUCUCAAAACCGACUCUCCAGUAAGGAGUCCGUUUAGAAGCAGGUGCCUUUUCCCUUCUACCCCCACAGAGUCAAGAAAUUCUACCCCAAGAGAGUUCACUCCCAAGGACUUCUGGGAAGAUCCAGCUCUGGGAUGGUGCAAAGAUCAAGCAACCCUCGAUCGACGCACUAAAGAAAUAAAUCGCGCCAAAGAGAAGCCUGUUUAUGCUCGAUAUUUGGAAGAAAUUCCACGCCAUCUUCGCGUUAAGGGGGUGCAUCCGCGAACACCCAACAAGCACAUUAACUUCAGCCGUAGAUCUUGGGAUGCCCAGAUGAGAAGUUGGAAACGUAAUUUAUACGACUGGGCCGGUGAGGAACCUUCCGAUUCUGUGAACACAUCCUUCUGUAGCUACAGCUCUGAUGAACUUAAACAUGUG